CAGUGAACGUACCGUGGCACCACAUGACAUAGUUAAAGAGAAUGUUACCGUUACCAUACGUUGGUUAGAUCUAAUUGUGCAAGUGGUGUUUUCUUUCAAUUUUGCAUGUGUAUAUUCGCAUAGAUUUUAAUUGUGAAAGAAAUUAUGGAAACAUUGUAAACAAUACAAUUCUUCUGAAACAUAAAAAUGAUUAUAUAUUAAAAGUAUAAUCUUCAAACGUAGAGACAAAGGAUACCUGGAAACGUUUUACUAUCUAACCUUACUUUCCUAAAACAUUCAACAAUGAAUUCCCCAGGAUCUCAAGCUUUAGAGGCUGCAAAAAAUAUGAAAGAUUUGACAGUAUUUAAGAAACCGGUAGGUGUAGUUAAAAGGUAUAAAAAAUUGCAGCCAAAGAUUUUAGACGAGGAUUCCUACAUAAAAAGAAUGGGAGAAAUUAUUCAAAGGGAUUUCUUCCCCCAUUUGGAUAAACUACAAGCACAAAAUCAGUAUUUGGAUGCACUGGAACAGAAUGAUGUGAAAAAGAUGAGAGAAAUUUAUGAGAAGUAUAGUUCAGGACGACCGGCCACUGAAAGACCUGCUAGUCCAGCAACAUUUGAAACACCUAUGAAUAAGGCUGAGUCAGAAGAUGAACAGUUCAAAUCAUCAAAAACAUCAGAAAACAUACCUGCCGAUACAACUGCAAAAGAUAAUGAUAAAACAGAAGUUAAAACUGGAUUGGACGCGUAUUUGAGUACACAUACAAGCGAAGAUAAUGCUAGUUUUGAAGAGAUGAUGGUUGAGGCUGAAAAAAGGCUCAAGUUAAAAUUUGCUUGGCUUUACGAAGCUGAAGAGAAUUCAAAGGCAUUAACUAAUGGUAAUAAUGUAAAUACCUUGGCUAUUGAAAAUGGUGAUGAGAAGCCUAAUCAGUUGGACAGUUGGAGUUACAAAAAUAAAAAUUACAUUAUGUAUGUUCCUGAUGGUGUUGAAUUAACUCCCGAUGAAAGGAUAGAUCUAGCUAAAAAAAGACAAAUGGUAUUGCAUGAGAAUACAAGGUUACGAAUCAAUCCAUUCAAUGAGCAACAAAAUAAAGAAACCAUUAAUGAAUUGGCAAAGAACCAAUCAAAGGCUAAUGAUGGUAAGAUUGGUGUUGAUGGAAAAGAAAUUGUUAGAAACCCAACCCCUAGGGUCAAUGGAUUUAGUUUUGUGGCAACUCCAAGUCCGCGACCAGGAGAAUGUGAAAGUCCUUUAAUGACAUGGGGUCAGAUUGAAGGUACACCGUUUAGAUUAGACGGUGGAGAUACCCCUUUACUAAGAACAAGUCAAGGACCAUCGUUUAGAAUGGCAGAACCUCCAAAAAGAGAACAGCUUGCGCUGCAGUUGGCGGAAAAAGCUGGCGAAAGGCACAGGGAUAGAAAGAUUAAAGCCCUAGAAGCAGCAAGAAAAUCGUUAGCAACACCAUCCCCAAGAUCAACCAUAGACCGUCUGAGUACCAUGUCCCCAGCAGCUAGAAGAUUAGCUACUCAGAAACUUCGUAUUGCAAAUACGCCAACGCCGCGAAGAACUCCAUCUUCGAGGACACCUUCAAUAGGUAUUAGAACACCCAAUACUCCACGACUGAGUACACCUUCCAAACCUGAAAACCUUGAAUCUGGGAACACCAGUACGCGAUGCCUGGGUCCGGUACUUACCGAUAAUUUACUUAAUUUACCUCUUCAGAGGCAAAGAGCAGCUGAUUUUUUUAAUAAUCUGAAUAAGGGACAAUGCAAAAUAAAGAAGAUAUUCAUCAAUAUGAAGUCGAUUUUGAAGAUUCUUUUCAUUUUGACGACAUGUUCGUUACUCAUCCACGCAACCAACCAGCAAUGCACCUGUGGAAACUUAGGAGAAGGUAAAAAUCCAUGUUCCUGUAGUGAUGUAGUUGUGAAAGCUGCACAACUACCAAAACCAACAUAUUAUGCAUUACCGCAACAAAUCAAUGAUGCUGCAGCUGCACGUCAUAGUAUAUCAUUGAGUACAUCUCAAAGCACCAUUAGCUCUAGUGCACAGGUUGAUAGUAACUCCACUCCUUGUAGCAGCAGUAGUUUAAUUAUUGAAAGUAAUGCAGAUACUGUAACAAAUGGUAAGGUUGAUUCCACCAGCUACAGCAGCAGUAGUUCUUCAGAUACUUCUGGAUCAAUAGUUGCUUACGACAACGUUGCAACCGCGACUGAUACUAUCACUCAAAGUCAGUCUGGUGGUUGUGGUUGUAGCAAGCAAAUCAUAGAAACUUUGGAAAUUGAUGAUUCGCAGAGUUCCAAUGGCGAAAUUGUACCCAGUUUCCCACCAAUUGGUGACUUAUGUUAUCCACUUCCGGUUGAUUCUCGUACUGGUAAGAUAAUAGAAAAAACUACGAAAGUAGUGCCAGCAUAUCCUGGAAAAAUUGUGUGCCAAAAUUGUAUGUCAAGUCGAUUAGCUCCUUACCAAAUUUGUAUAAAUAGCCUUACCGGAGAAAUUCUAAGUACAAAGAUUAUAUCCAGUUCUUCGGACGCAACAAGUAAAUCUGGCACCUUGAUAUAUGAAAAUUCAAAUUCUGCAGUCAGUGGCUUAGACGCAUUAUCCAUUCCUUCAGAGACAAUAAGUAAAUCUGGCACCGUGAUAUAUGAAAAUUCAAAUUCUGCAGUCAGUGGCUUAGACGCAUUAUCCAUUCCUUCAGAGACAAUAAGUAAAUCUGGCACUGUGAUAUAUGAAAAUUCAAAUUCUGCAAUCAGUGGCUUAGACGCAUUAUCCAUUCCUUCAGAGACAAUAAGUAAAUCUGGCACCUUGAUAUAUGGAAAUUCAAAUCCUACAAUCAGUGGCUUAGGCGCAUUAUCCAGUCCUUUGGAUGCAACAAGUAAAUCUGGCACCUUGAUAUAUGAAAAUUCAAAUUCUGCAAUCAGUGGCUUAGACGCAUUAUCCAUUCCUUCAGAGACAAUAAGUAAAUCUGGCACCUUAAUAUAUGGAAACUCAAAUCCUGCAAUCAGUGCCUCAGGCCCAUUUAUUCAAAUUGCACCUGGAAAAAAUGGAGUUAUAAGCAAAUCCAGAUCAUUUAGUGGACCCACAGUAACUUUACGUAAAAAUGCAAAUUCUGGAGUAUUUGGUGGCGUGGCUUCUACACCAUACAAAUUACCUCUAGUAUAUGCUAAUUUAAAUUCUCCUAAUAGACAGAAACAACGUUCUAGAAUAACUUUAAGCCGUAGUUCUUCAGACUGUUUUGAUGACUCUGCUACCACAGGUGGAACUGAAGUAGAUUAUUCGUAUCCAGCAAUACCAGCAGAUGCGGUAUCCCUUACUCUUGCGUAUAAAAAUCUUCGAGCUCCAAACGUAAUUUACAGACAGGGGAAACAAUUUAUACCUGAAGAUAAACUAUCCUUUGGACAUAGGACGGUGCCAAAUGAAGUGAAAACUCAAACAAAAAUUUCAAACAUCCCAGAAGAGAAACUUGUGACGGUUGAUAAACCUGUAGUAGAAUUAAAAGUAGCACCUGCAAGAACAGUUGUUAUUGGUUCCUAUGACGAACGGGAAGAAGCUAAACUUGCAGAACUUGAAGCAUUUGAACGUGAAAGCAUAACUCAAGAAGAAAAUGUAGAUCGCAUGUCAGAAAGCCUUCUUACCUAUAAGGAUCUAGGUUAUGCACCAGUAGGUACAACUUACACACAAUUUGCAAAGUAUAAUGGAGCAGUGAGCUACAAUGAAGAAAUGAGCGACAGUGGAGAAGCACCGUGUGGUCCAUUAGGCCCACCUCUAUCAGAUUAUGUUCCAGGCAGAGUAGUAGUUCAACAAGAAGUUGUACAAGAUAAUGCUGAAACUUCUUUUAAUGGGGGAAUUAAUGAAAGUAUGGAGAUUAGACAAUCUACAAGAUCUGGAUUAUGCCCAACCUAAUUUUUUAAGUAAUGUAAUAUUCAAUCCUUUUGGUUUCAAAAAUAAAAUAAAUAUUUUGAUGAAAGGAUUUAAAAAUAUAUGUACUGUAAAAUA
This is a messenger RNA of Osmia lignaria (orchard mason bee), 3966 nucleotides long. RefSeq lists its product as uncharacterized. NCBI's taxonomy places the organism in Eukaryota, Metazoa, Arthropoda, Insecta, Hymenoptera, Megachilidae. The record is from RefSeq and is a predicted model, not a curated record.